Molecule: messenger RNA, 936 nt
Organism: Lathyrus sativus (Indian pea)
Lineage: Eukaryota; Viridiplantae; Streptophyta; Magnoliopsida; Fabales; Fabaceae
Source: the annotation of a GenBank genome assembly
AUGGAGAAGUACGAAAAAAUCGAGAAAGUAGGAGAAGGAACCUACGGCAAAGUGUACAAAGCAAAAGAAACCUCCACGGGCCAAAUCGUGGCCCUCAAAAAAACCCGUCUCGAAAUGGACGAAGAAGGCGUUCCCCCCACCGCCCUCCGCGAAGUUUCUCUCCUUCAAAUGCUCUCUCAAUCUCUCUACAUCGUCCGUCUCCUCAACGUCGAACACGUCGACAAAAUCCCCAAAUCCGGCACCAAUUCAACCCCUAAGCCCAUUCUCUAUCUCGUUUUCGAGUAUCUCGACACCGAUCUGAAGAAAUUCAUUGAUACUUUUCGUAAAGGAGCCAACCCUAGGCCGUUGCCCACUUCGCUUGUUCAGAGUUUUCUCUUUCAGCUUUGUAAAGGGGUUGCUCAUUGUCAUAGUCAUGGUGUUCUUCACCGUGAUUUGAAGCCGCAGAAUUUGCUGCUUGAUCAACAGAAAGGGAUUUUGAAGAUUGCUGAUCUUGGUCUCGGCAGGGCUUUUACUGUUCCGCUUAAGAGUUAUACGCAUGAGAUUGUUACUCUUUGGUAUAGAGCUCCUGAGGUUUUGCUUGGAUCUACUACCUACUCUACUGGAGUUGAUAUCUGGUCUGUUGGCUGUAUCUUUGCUGAAAUGGUGAGGAGACAGGCUUUGUUUCCGGGGGAUUCUGAAUAUCAGCAGCUUCUUAACAUAUUCAAGCUUUUGGGGACUCCAACAGAGCAGGAAUGGCCAGGAGUUAGCUCUCUGCGUGAUUGGCAUGUCUACCCAAGGUGGGAGCCUCAAAACUUGACAAGAGCUGUGCCUUCUUUGGCACCUGAAGGAGUGGACCUUCUAUCGAAAAUGCUCAAGUAUAAUCCCUGUGAGAGAAUAUCUGCCAAAGCAGCACUUGAUCAUCCCUACUUUGACAGUCUUGACAAGUCUCAAUAUUAA